GCUGCAUCCUUCUCGCACAUCAGCGGCAUGGAGAAUCCGGAGCGGAUCGGGUGUGUGGCCCGGGGCUACCUGGAGCCCUUCCGUCACUUCGCCACCGAGGCCAUCCACAGCGGGCAGGAACCGGAGCAAUGGAACUCCCUGGCGCUGGUGCCCCCCAUCUCCCUGUCCACCACCUUCAAACAGCACAGCCCGGGGGAGCACUCGGGCUUUGAAUACAGCCGCAGUGGAAAUCCUACAAGAAACUGCCUGGAGAAAGCUGUUGCUACCUUGGAUGGCGCCAAAUACUGUAUGGCGUAUGCUUCGGGUUUGGCUGCAACUCUUAAUGUUGUUCACCUCCUAAAAGCUGGAGACCAGAUCAUCAGUACAAGUGAUGUAUAUGGAGGCACAAACAGAUAUUUUAGAAGAAUUGCAACGGAAAUGGGGAUGAAAGUGUCAUUUGUUGACUGCACCAACCUGAAAUGUCUGGAAGCCGCAAUUACACCCGAAACAAAACUUGUGUGGCUUGAAACCCCAACAAACCCAACACUGAGUGUCAUCGACAUUCGAGGGUGCGCUGAUAUCGUCCACAAACAUAAAGAUGUCCUCCUGGCGGUAGACAACACUUUCAUGUCGGCAUAUUUCCAGCGCCCACUUGCCCUAGGGGCAGACAUUUGUAUGUAUUCAGCAACUAAAUACAUGAAUGGUCACAGUGAUGUUAUCAUGGGGCUGGUUUCCGUAAACUGUGACAAACUCUCCGAGAGACUCAAAUUCCUCCAGAAUGCACUCGGCGCCGUUCCGUCCCCGUUUGAUUGCUACCUCUGUAACCGCGGCCUGAAGACUUUACCUCUGCGAAUGAAGCAGCACUUCCACAAUGCGCUGGCUAUAGCCAUGUUUCUCGAGAAAGACCCUCGUGUUGACAAAGUUGUCUUCCCAGGGCUGCCAUCCCACCCACAGUAUGAGCUCACCAAGCGUCAGUGCACUGGUGUACCUGGUAUGAUCACAUUCUACAUCAAAGGCAACUUGGAACACGCCAAGAUAUUCCUCAAGAGUGUGAAGGUUUUUGCACUGGCGGAAAGUCUUGGCGGAUAUGAAAGUUUGGCUGAGCAUCCAGCAAUCAUGACGCAUGCCUCUGUCCCAGAAGAAGACCGGGUCCUCCUCAAAAUCAGUGACUCCCUUAUCCGUCUCUCUGUUGGCCUAGAAGAAACAGAAGACCUCAUUGGAGACGUGGAUCAGGCAUUGAGGGCUGCUCACCCAGGCUUGGAAAACCCGACCAAGGUGGAAGACUUGCUGAAACAUAUGAAGUUCAAUUGUUAAAUAUAAAAUCGUUCACAUUCUUGAAUGGUUUACAGAGAGCCAGCCAGGCAUAAUCGGCCUUACACAAGGGUCCUAAAUUAUUAAUCCAAAGGCCUACCAUUGAAAGGGUUACACUUAAACCCUUCAUAAAUCUUUAUUUAAUUUAUCUGAGAAUGACAUUUGGAGCCAAUGGUUAGAGGUGAGAAGCCCACUGGGGUUUGACAGUUGCUGCCCUGUCCUACCUAAACUGAUAGCAAAUAAGUAACAAUAAUGAUUGAAAACCGAGCACCUUGCAAUUUCUACAUUCCUUCUUUUUUUUUUCCUCUUAAUCUAUAGUAUAAUAUCUGUGCACACUAAAGCCAUAGGUGUGUGUGUUUAUCACCAUAAGCUCUGUAGUUGGCAGAGAAGCAACUGUCUGACUUUAGAUCAUUCCUUACUUCUGACUCCCAGCCAAGCUAUUUAUUUCCUUUGCUGACACAUGCACCAACUGUCAGCGCUGUAUAGCUAAGGCUACAUACAGUGCUGUGUUCCAGCAGCAGUACAGGGACUUCCCAUUCUUGGAACAAAACCAAGUCGGACCGAGAGCUGCUCAGCCAUUCACAGGAAGCUUUGCAUUUUUAUGAAUGAAUACAAGUCUUCCUGUAAAGGACUGAGAUGAAGAUUGUGAUGUCUGCCCACCUCUCCAGCCAGUCAGAGGAAGCCUUGUGUGUUUUUGAGUAUUUUCUUAUUUACUACCCAUGUGCUUUUUAAAAAGUGACGGAAUAAUAUGCCAAGUUUUUCUGGGCAACCAGUCAGAAUUCAGCUUUCAGUAAGUUAAACGAAGUCUGAUGGAAGCGGAUUUUCCACGGGCAGCCAUGGCUCGGCACUUGUGAUUGGUCUCUUAUGAAGUACACAGUAUUAUUGCUAAAAUUUCCAAAUGGCUUUUGGGGAGAAAAAGAAUUUAUAAAUAAAAUAUUUAAAGCCGAUUUA
This is a messenger RNA of Rana temporaria (common frog), 2241 nucleotides long. RefSeq names its product cystathionine gamma-lyase (gene CTH). Gene Ontology annotation, biological process: transsulfuration. Lineage: Eukaryota; Metazoa; Chordata; Amphibia; Anura; Ranidae. The transcript is spliced from 12 exons. The record is from RefSeq and is a predicted model, not a curated record. Gene Ontology annotation, cellular component: cytoplasm. Gene Ontology annotation, molecular function: cystathionine gamma-lyase activity; pyridoxal phosphate binding. The coding region runs from base 28 to 1293 and encodes 421 amino acids.